Neopsephotus bourkii (Bourke's parrot) is the source of this 2744-nucleotide messenger RNA. RefSeq names its product potassium voltage-gated channel interacting protein 1 (gene KCNIP1). The record is from RefSeq and is a predicted model, not a curated record. The transcript has 9 exons. Gene Ontology annotation, cellular component: voltage-gated potassium channel complex. Lineage: Eukaryota; Metazoa; Chordata; Aves; Psittaciformes; Psittacidae. Gene Ontology annotation, molecular function: potassium channel regulator activity; calcium ion binding; transmembrane transporter binding. Gene Ontology annotation, biological process: regulation of potassium ion transmembrane transport. The coding region runs from base 767 to 1390 and encodes 207 amino acids.
UGCUUCCUACCUUUCUGUCAGGCUUCUCAUUAGCAGGAGCAUGCAGCCCGUGCAGCUGGAGCUUUGAUGCCUCCCUCACUAUCAUUUCCUACUCAGAAGAUUCCCAUUCAUUCUGAUUUGGUACCCAGCCCAAAGCUCUGGCUCCCCCCCUGAGCCCCUCGGCAUGGCUACAGGACUCCAGUUUAGUAUGCACUGGAAGAGACGAGCUGAUGCUCCCGCGCUAGACCUCCCGGCUGCUGGUUGGAGCCAUAAGGGAUCGGGAGGAAGAAUUAGCCUGUGUGUUUAUGUGGCUGUGCUCCAGUAAAUAUUUUGAUGCAUCUGCUGCCAGCUCUGGUCUGAGGGAAUCUACCUAGCAUUUAAAUUUUGAUGGGGAGCUGUUUUGAAUAAUAACAGUGCAGCCGGCUCUGAGUCAGUGCAUGUGUGUUGACUUAAAAAAAAGCCCUCAAAGCUUAACGCUUGCUGAACGCUGAGCUGCAGUGCUUCGUUUUUUCCCUCCUCCUUUCUUCUUUUCUUUCUUCUCUUGACUUCCUCUGUUUUGUUUUGUUCUUGGGGGCAUUUCCCACCAAUUGUGUUCACUGGCAGUGGAGGGCUGGGGGGAGAAGAAUUCGAAAAAUAACCCCAGCCAAAAUAAAUCCUCCUCAAAAACUCAGAAGUAGCUUUUGCAAUGGGUGCUGUAAUGGGUACGUUCUCCUCUCUACAAACAAAACAAAGAAGACCAUCAAAAGUUGUGUGACCACUGUGACACCAAGUGACUCUAGCGGAGAGCAUGUCCCCAGGGAAGCAGUUAUUCACUACAUUGUAUAAAAUUGAAGAUGAAUUAGAAAUGACUACAGUGUGCCAUAGACCUGAAGGACUGGAACAGCUUGAAGCACAAACCAAUUUCACUAAAAGAGAACUUCAAGUGCUUUACAGAGGAUUUAAAAAUGAAUGUCCUAGUGGGGUUGUUAAUGAAGAGGCAUUUAAACAGAUCUAUGCACAGUUUUUUCCUCAUGGAGAUGCUAGCAUGUAUGCGCAUUAUCUCUUUAAUGCUUUUGACACUGCACAAAAUGGCUCAGUGAAAUUUGAGGAUUUUGUGAUGGCAUUGUCCAUUCUGUUACGGGGAACUGCUCAUGAAAAGCUAAGAUGGACAUUUAACCUGUACGACAUAAAUAAGGAUGGCUACAUAAACAAGGAGGAAAUGACAGAUAUCGUAAAGGCAAUUUAUGAUAUGAUGGGAAAGUACACCUACCCAGUGCUCAAGGAAGAUGCACCAAGGCAGCAUGUAGAAGUAUUCUUCCAGAAAAUGGAUAAAAACAAAGAUGGUGUUGUAACUUUAGAUGAGUUUAUUGAAUCGUGUCAAGAGGAUGACAAUAUCAUGCGGUCCUUACAGCUCUUUGAGAACGUGAUGUAACGGUGCCUGGUGAGCGCUGGAGGAGUCAGAGACUUUCUGUGUAACAGAGAUCUCCCUUCUGGGUGAAAGCUUUUUACAGUUGAGCCAUGUUCAGUGUGUGAGGAUUUUGUAUGACACAUCCAACCAAAUGGGAACUGAAUGCAACCGAUCCCACCUCUUCUCUGCAGGAGACACCGGUGGACCUUUGUUUCAUUUUGGAAGCAUGUGAAUAUUUUAAUAAACCCUGACAAGAGAGAACUGUUGCUCGAAGUUCAAUGAGUAAUCUACAGUGUUGUUUGCUAGGCACAAGUCCUGCUUUUAAUCUAGCAAGCUUGAUUACCUAUGAUAGCACAUGCCAAUAGCUUACUCAGCAAUCUAUUGCAAGCGAAAAUCUCAGUCUAUGCUACCAUAGGGCAAAUUGUUUUAUGGAUGCCUUGCCAUUUAACCUACUUUGACAAAAGUAAAAUCUACCAAGGCAUUCUGUAAAAAAAAGAACAAUGUAUGUACCUAGGACAUUAAGCAGAAAGCCGAUGUAGCCAGUAUCCCCAUUUCUGCAGAGAUCCUGCUUCUCCUCUCACAUGCACUGGUGCCACAUGCUGUUCCAUGGAGAUUUUUCUGACCACAUUUAACCAGAGAAUCAUCAUCUUCAUCAGGGUGAGCCAGAAAAAAUAAGCAUGUGUUGCACGUAUACAUACCAAACUACAGAACAAAUUCUGUUCAAUGAUGGUAAGUUCUUGCAAGACCAGGCAAGCUUAUAAGGGCUGGUACAGGGAGUUGAAUGCUUGCACUGCUACCAGCCACCUUCUGCAGACCAGCACGUAGUGGAACAAAAGUGAUUCUCUAGAGUGCAUCUCAGCAGUGAUGUGGUCAUGUGGUAUGGUCCUUUUGGUGUAGUUUGGCACACACUUCCUAGGUUCAUCAUUUGAAUGUAUUUUUCCAUUGGAUGUUACAGUAUAGCAUUGCCUACUUUCUGGAUUUAUUUAAGCUUUCCAGUUUUCUUAGCGCAGGAAGGGGUCCAGAUAAUUCAGCUGUUUCCACAUCGAGUGCCCUGUAAGUUUAAUUGGGAUCAACUUAAUUGCUGUUAGUCUCAGAAUCCGCUGCCAGGCCCUAUGUCCUAUUGGGUAGCUUAGCAUCUUCUGUAGAAGAAUCUUUUAUCCUACAAGGCAAUUGCAUGACUUGCAGAGGUCCCUUUCACUUUGUAAUGCCACAUAAGCAUUGGAUUGGGGAGUUGGGUUUUCUAAGCAGUAAACAGAACCAUGUGGUUGGAUUUUGCCCAGUAUAUUAUUUGACAGCUGAGGAACAUGUCAGAGCCUGCUUUGCAGAAGACUCUUAAAGCUGACAUACCAGCGUGCUGUUGCUGUACCCAGAUUUAUGG